AUGUCGUCCGCGACUACAUUUUACGACUUUGAACCGGUCGACAAAACCGGAAAGCCCUUCCCCCUCUCUAGCCUAAAAGGCAAAGUGGUUCUUGUCGUCAACACAGCCUCCAAAUGCGGCUUCACCCCGCAAUUCGCCUCCCUCGAAACCCUCUACAAAUCCCUGACCGAAAAAUAUCCCGACACAUUCACAAUCCUCGGAUUCCCCUGCAACCAAUUCGGCUCCCAAGACCCCGGCUCCAACGAUGACAUCCAGUCCUUCUGCCUGACGAACUACGGUGUUAGUUUCCCCGUGCUGGGCAAGUUGGAUGUGAAUGGGGAGCAGGCGGCGCCUGUGUAUAACUGGUUGAAGGAGGAGAUGCCUGGGAUUAUGGGGUUGAAGAGAGUGAAGUGGAAUUUUGAGAAGUUUCUGAUUUCGGCGGAUGGGAAGGUUGUUGGGAGGUGGGCUAGUACGUCGAAGCCGGAGGGUUUGGAGGGGAGGAUCGUGGAGGAGAUUGAGAAGGCGAGGAAGGAGGGGACGUUGGCUGGAGCGUCGGGGGAGCAGGCUAAGCUGUCUUAG
Molecule: messenger RNA, 558 nt
Organism: Aspergillus ruber CBS 135680
Lineage: Eukaryota; Fungi; Ascomycota; Eurotiomycetes; Eurotiales; Aspergillaceae
Product: glutathione peroxidase
Exons: 2
Coding region: 1-558 (185 amino acids)
Biological process (GO): response to oxidative stress
Molecular function (GO): glutathione peroxidase activity
Source: RefSeq, a predicted model, not a curated record